This is a messenger RNA of Symbiodinium pilosum, 2592 nucleotides long. NCBI's taxonomy places the organism in Eukaryota, Dinophyceae, Suessiales, Symbiodiniaceae. The record is from the annotation of a GenBank genome assembly.
AUGGGCAAAGACUUCCAGCUGCGCCUUUUGCAAUGGGUCCCCGAGGCCUGCAUCACUUCAGACGAGGACAUACAACUCCUUGCUGACGGUCAGCAUCCAGACCCUCAGCACGUCCUGGGCGUACAGGUGGUGGGCUCUUACGUCAUCCUUCGCUGUUGGAUCAGCGGAGCGGAAUCCGUGGCAGUCGCGAACAACGAGGAGAUCUUCGUCCCAGAGCUCUCAGAUGCGCGGGAGGAUCCCCCCGGACAGGUGCCUCUUCUUCCUGUUGACCGAUGCCCACCUGAGUGCCCAUGGCUUUUUGAGCGGGUCUUCGAGUACAUAGGCGGCGACGACGACAAGUCGCAGCUUCAGAAAUGGAACUACGAUGUUAACAUUCAGUUCCAGGGUGGUGCAAUCGGCACCAUCACCUACCCGCACUCCCUAGGAGCCCUUCUGCCCGAAUGUUUCCUUACGGGCUUUGCUGCGGGUAUGACGGAGACCCCACCGGCCUCAAUGUUUGGAGCUCAUCACAUGGAGCUCCGCAGUCACAAGCAAGGACUGUGGGGCACGCGCUUUGCAGUUUGGGCCCCGAACGCCCACUCUGUAAGCCUCGUGGGGGACUUCAACUACUGGGAUGGGCGGGCGCAUCCCAUGUGCUGCCGGGACAAGUUUGGAGUUUGGGAGCUGUUUCUGCCGUCCUGGGACCUUCGGGGCCAGAAGUAUGCUUACCAGGUGGUGUCGAAAGCUCUCGACUCCGUAAUCAAGGCGGACCCAUACGCUCUGGAGUUCGUGGAUCCAUCCGAUGGAGGACAUGAUGCCAAGGUUCCAGAGUGUGACGACUACAGCAGAGCAGCAUGGCAUGGCACUUAUGCGUGGACUGAUGAUGCCUUCAUCGCGAACCGGCAGGCCAAGUUUGGCAGUGCGACGUGGUGCAAAGAACCGUUGUCCAUCUACGAGGUGCACUUGGGAAGUUUCACUUCAAGUUCGACAAGUUCAAGCUACCGAGACCUGGCGGAGCCCUUGGCAAAGCACGUGCUGGACAUGGGCUUCACCGCCGUAGAGUUCCUUCCGCUCUCACAGUAUCCUUGCUACGAGUCUUGGGGAUACCAAUGUGCAGCGGGGCUCUUCGCUGUGGACAGGCGAAUGGGAACUCCAGACGAUUUCCGCUUCCUAGUUGACACACUGCAUCGCUACGGGAUCGCAGUUUUCAUGGAUUUUGUCGGGGCGCACUUCGCCAAGGACGACUGGGGCCUGAUAGAAUACUCCGGCGCGCCGCAGUACGAGUACGAAGGAAAGCUGGGGAAGAUUCCCGGGUGGGGAACAGCCCGAUACAAUUACGCGAAGCCCGAGGUCCAGGCUUACCUCCUGGGUGCCGCUCAUCAUUGGAUCGAGCACUUCCACAUCGAUGGCCUCCGGGUGGAUGCCGUCGCUGCCAUGAUUUACCGCAACUUCGGCCGGGAGGAAGAUGGGGAUGCGAUCAUGGCCGGCAAGGGCCAGCUGAAUGAGGACGGCAUUGCUUUGCUCCGAAGGCUGUGUGCUGAGGUGCGCGCGCGGCAUCCUGGCGUCAUCCUCUCGGCUGAAGAGUCUACGAACUUCAGAUGGGUGACUGAUCGCCCUGCUGAAAACGGCACUGAGAGACAGCGAGGAGAGCUGCGAGACCUGGGGUUCCACCUGAAGUGGAACAUGGGCUUCACGUAUGAUGCUGUCUCGUACUUCGGUGCGAAACCGAAAGAGCGACAUCAGCUGGACACCUUUGGGUGGAAGAGACUGGCAUGGUAUUUGGCAUAUGCGUUCAAUGAGAGAUGGAUCCUCCCCUUCUCUCACGACAACAUGCAGCCGAAAAGCUUGCUAGACCAGAUGGCAGCCGACAAAGAAAUGGGCAUCGAGGGGCAGUUUGCGCAGCUCCGCCUGCUGUUCUUGUACACGGUUUGCAUGCCUGGACGGCCUUUGAUGUUCAUGGGCUCAGAGAUAGGCGAAGAUUGGUCAUUGUCCAGCCCGAUCGAUUGGGAGAUUGCCGCCAGGGACCCCAACAAACAGCAGUUGCGAAGCUGGGUGGCAAAGCUGAUGAAGCUAUAUCGCCAGCUGAAGUGUCUUCAUCGUCAGGAGGACCGUGCAGAUGGCUUUCACUGGCUCGACAAGGAUGCCAGCAGCCGGUGCGUCUAUGCCUGGAAGCGUUUGGCCAAAGAUGAGCCAGAGGCCAUCAUUGUCAUCAAUGCCUCCAUGUCCCACAUCAGUUCAUACUACAUCAACUCUGGAGACACUUCUGGAGCUUGGAAGUGCAUGGCAGCAACAUCCAUCGGCGAUUGCGUCACAACGCCUCGCUCAGCGCGGGUUGUGCUGGGCCGCUCGAAGUUUGCCACGGAGUUGCCACCCAUGGCUGCGCAGAUCUGGGUACCCUGCGAGCCCGAGUUCCCUGGAUGUCUUCAGUUUCAAGUGGCCGGGGCUGAACAUGUUGAAGGAAUCUACAUGUUGGGUGAAAACCUGUUACGGGCCCUGCGUUUCGCAAUGGUGUUUCCUGAUUCUUGCGCUGCUAUUGUGCAAAACUCCAAAUUGGGGCUUCUGUUCCUAGUUUUAGCAUUGCAAGAACCUGCCCUUGCAUUCGAAUUGUGCUGA